GCCCUACCAGUUUGAGUGAAACUGCUUUCCUCUGGGCAACUCUUCAUCCUGAGACAGAGAGAGGGGGAAAUCUGUUCAUUUGUAGUAACUAGAGUGAAUCCAGGGAGGGAGCAGACUCUGCAAACUCAGAAUACUUGAAGAUCUGAAGACAGAAAUUUCAAAAUGAACAGAUGAAGGGCUUUGCCCGAAACGUUGACUCUCCUGUUCAUUGGAUGCUGCCUAACCCGCUGUGCUUUUCCAGCGCUGCACUUAUUGACACUGACUCUCCAGUGUCUGCAGUUCUCACUUUCAUGUCAAUGUCUGACAGUCACUCGAUUUUCAACGGUUUUCAACUGAUUCUGUGAGAAGGAGCAAAGCUUUUUGGUUCCUGUUUCAGUACGUUUUCGGCGUCAGUGGGUCUGGGUGAGACACCCUACUGUUGUAGCGCACUGAGUGUGGAGAGUGUAACAGCUAUACAGCCUGGCAAGAGGAAUUCACGGGAGAGAGGGCCUGUACACACAUUUGUGUGCAGCUGAAGCUUUGGCCAUGGCGAAACCCGAGGAAUCCCACCCAGUGGAGAAACCAUGGAAGUGUGGUGACUGUGGGAAAGGCUUUUGUGCCCCAUCUGCUCUGGAAACUCAUCGGCGCAGCCACACCGGGGAGAGACCAUUCUCCUGCCCCAUCUGCGGGAAGGGCUUUAGUAGUUCCUCCGCUGUGCUGAUCCACCGGCGGGUCCACACGGGGGAGAGGCCCUUCAGCUGCCCUGAGUGUAGGAAGGGCUUCUGCAAUUCCUCUUCUCUGCUGAGGCACUGGCGAGUCCACACAGGGGAGAGGCCCUUCAAGUGCCCCAAGUGCGGGAAGGCCUUCAGCGAUUCCUCCACACUGCUGAAGCACAAGCGGGUUCACACCAGGGAGAGGCCCUUCAGCUGCCCCGAGUGUGGGAAAUGUUUGACCCAGGCCUCUGCCCUGCUGACCCACCAGCGGGUCCACACGGGGGAGAGACCUUUCAGCUGCCCCGAGUGCGGGAAGGGCUUCAGCAAUUCUUCCGACCUGCUGAAGCACCAGCGGGUCCAUACUGGAGAGAGGCCCUUCAGCUGCCCUGAGUGCGGGAAGGCUUUCAGUGAUUCCUCUGCCCUGUUGAGGCACCGACGGGUCCACACCGGAGAAAGGCCCUUCAGCUGCCCCGAGUGUGAGAAGGCCUUCAGCAAUUCCUCUGACCUGCUGACCCACCGGCGGGUCCACACCGGGGAGAGGCCGUACUCCUGCCCUGAGUGUGGGAAGGCCUUCAUCAAUUCCUCCAACCUGCUGACCCACCGGUGGAUCCACACCAGUGAGUGGCCCUUCAGCUGCGCCAUAUGCGGGAAGGCCUUCAGGAAUUCCUCCACUCUGCUGAGACACCGGCUGGUCCACACGGGCGAGAGACCUUUCAGCUGCCCUGAGUGCGGGAAAGCCUUCAGCGAUUCUUCCACCCUCCUGAGGCACCGGCGAGUCCACACGGGGGAGAGGCCUUUCCCCUGUGCCGACUGCGGGAAGGCCUUCAGCAAUUCCUUCAACCUGCGGACCCACCAGCAGCUGCACACAGGGGAGAGGCCAUUCACCUGCUCUCAGUGUGGGAAAGGCUUCACCCGUGCCUUCCACCUGCGGAGCCACCAGCAAGUGCAUGUGCCAUCGAAAGGGGAACGUUUUCAGCAUCAGUGGGUCUGGGUGAGUGACCCUACUGCGCAGCGCACGGCGUGUGGAGCGUGUAGCAGCUAUACGGUGUGGGAAGAGGAAUUCACAGCCUGGAGAGGCUGUACAUGUGCACCUGAAGCUUCGGCCAUGGAGAAACCCGAGGAAUCCUGCGCUUUGGAGAAACCGUGGAAGUGUAGCGACUGUGGGAAAGGCUUCUGUUUCCCGUCUGUUCUGGAGACUCAUCGGCGCAGCCACACCGGGGAGAGGCCAUUCUCCUGCCCUGUCUGUGGGAAGGGCUGCAGCAGUUCCUCCAACCUGCUGACCCACCGGUGGGUCCACACAGGGGAGAGGCCCUUCAGCUGCCCCGAGUGUGGGAAGGCGUUCUGCAAUUCCACCAACCUGCUGGCCCAUCAGCGGGUCCACACAGGGGAGAGACCCUUCAGCUGCCCCAAGUGUGGGAAGGCCUUCAGCAAUUCCUACAACCUGCUGACCCACCGGCGGGUCCACACAGGAGAGAGGCCCUUCAGCUGUCCUGAGUGCGGAAAGGCCUUUAGCCAUUCCUCCACCCUGCUGAGGCACCAGCAGGUCCACACAGGGGAGAGGCCAUUCCCCUGCACCGAGUGCGGGAAGGCCUUCAGGCGUUUCGACACCCUGCUGAGUCACCGGCAGGUCCACACGGGAGAGAGGCCCUUCACCUGCCCCGAGUGCGGGAAGGCCUUCAGCAAUUCCUCCAACCUUGUGAUCCACAGGCGGGUUCACAGGGUAGAGAGGCCCUUCAGCUGCCCCGAGUGCGGGAAGGCCUUCAGCCAUUCCUCCACCCUGCUGAGGCAUCGGCAGGUCCACACGGGGGAGAGGCCAUUUCCCUGCACCGAGUGUGGGAAGGCUUUCAGGCAUUCCAACACCCUGCUGAGGCACCGACAGGUCCACACAGGGGAGAGGCCCUUCACCUGCCCUGAGUGCGGGAAAGCUUUCUGCAAUUCCUCCAACCUGCUGGCCCAUCAGCGGGUCCACACAGGGGAGAGGCCCUUCAGCUGCCCCGAGUGCAGGAAGGCCUUCAGCAAUUCCUCCAACCUGCUGGCCCAUCAGCGGGUCCAUACGGGGGAGAGGCCAUUCAGCUGCCCUGAGUGCGGGAAGGCCUUCAGCAAUUCCUCCAACCUGCUGGCCCAUCAGCGAAUCCACACGGGGGAGAGGCCAUUCAGCUGCAAUGAGUGUGGGAAGGCCUUCAGCUGUUCCUCCAACCUGCUGAGGCACCAACGAGUUCACGUGCCAUUGCAGGGGGAUUGAAAGUGCGACGGUCGAGUGCCAUUAUCGACUGGACUAUCAACCCAGUUUGGAGGAUUCCCAGGUUUGAAUCCCACAGUGGCAGAUGGCAGAAUUGAAAUUUGGUCAGAAACCUGGAGUUCAGAAUCGAACAAAAACCCAUCUUUUGGGGGGAGAGAUGUAAUGGAAAAUUAUCCAUUUACUGUGAAAUUUAAAGAGAAUGCUUUUCCUUAAUUCAAUGCUGUACUGAGCUUUGUAAGCGCUGCUUUGAUGAAGGUUUGACGUUAGCUUAUCUCUGUUUGAAUUCUGUCAGCAUUCAACACGACCUUGCGAUAGUCGAACUCAGCGAAAGCUGAAGAACUGUUAUGUCUAGGACCAGGGGAUGAGAGGAUAACAACUUGGGUUUCCCCCAGUCUUUGCCCUUGAGAGUGUGAUAAGGAACGCUAUAAGGCAAGCAUCUGUACAGUGUUUCAAUACUCUUUGCAUUGAGGCAUCUGGCUUAGUGUAAUGAGUCAAUCCUGCAGGAUUUAGAAAUAAAGAUCCGUUCUUUGCUCUGGCUAAUAA
Molecule: messenger RNA, 3474 nt
Organism: Hemiscyllium ocellatum (epaulette shark)
Lineage: Eukaryota; Metazoa; Chordata; Chondrichthyes; Orectolobiformes; Hemiscylliidae
Product: zinc finger protein 850-like
Exons: 3
Coding region: 526-2934 (802 amino acids)
Biological process (GO): negative regulation of transcription by RNA polymerase II
Molecular function (GO): DNA-binding transcription repressor activity, RNA polymerase II-specific
Source: RefSeq, a predicted model, not a curated record